Messenger RNA from Uloborus diversus, 738 nucleotides. RefSeq lists its product as uncharacterized. The record is from RefSeq and is a predicted model, not a curated record. Gene Ontology annotation, biological process: DNA integration. The transcript has 2 exons. Gene Ontology annotation, molecular function: nucleic acid binding. Lineage: Eukaryota; Metazoa; Arthropoda; Arachnida; Araneae; Uloboridae. Bases 1 to 738 code for a protein of 245 amino acids.
AUGAAGCUGUAUAGAGAAAGAAUUUUAAAUGAACUGCAUCACGGACACUUAGGUGUAGUCAAAAUAAAAACAAUCGCGAGAUCAUACGUAUUCUGGCAGGGAAUCGACAAGGACAUUGAAAGGAUUGCCAAAAACUGUGUAGAUUGUGCAGUUAACGAAACUGAUCCUCCAAAAAUAAAAGUACACCAUUGGGAGUACCCUAGCGCUCCAAUGGAUAGAAUUCAUGUUGAUUUCGCAGGCACUAUAUUUGAACAUAUGUUUUUAAUGAUAGUUGAUGCACACUCAAAAUGGCUAGAAGUAUACCCCAUGAAAACUAGCACUACGUUCAAAACUGUCGAAUGUUUACGAGAUUUCUUUGCUCGCUUUGGACUGCCGAUCAUGUUGGUAAGUGACAAUGUUCCACCAUUUACGUCACAAGAUUUUCAGGCAUUUCUGAAAGUUAAUGGCAUAAAACACAAACCCACAGCACCAUUCAUAGCAUCAAGUAACGGUCAGGCCGAAAGGUAUGUGUUUACUGUAAAGCAGUCUUUGAGAACUAUGAAAAAUUAUCCUGGAACUCUUGGACAAAAGCUGAGUACCUUUCUUAUGCAAUAUAGGAAGGCCCCCAACAUGACGACGUUACAAAGCCCAGCUAUGCUCAUGAUGAAAAGAGAAAUUCGUACAAGGAUCGACCUGGAGAUGAGGUUGCAGUUAGAAACUAUCGUCAAGGCGAUAGAAAAUGGCGAUUUGGAACUGUAA